AUGAAAAAGUUAUUUUUUUUAACAAUUAUAUUUUCCUUUAUUUUUCAGAAGGCUAUAAAAGGACAAACAUGUAUUAAAAGUUUGUCUAGUUUUAAUAUAAGGGAUUUAACCAUAGCUAAUUUUCUUCAUGCUCAUAAUGAAGAUUAUGAGGUUUUAGGUAAAUGGAUUCAUUUCUUUUUCAGUCAUUUUGACAAUGAUAAAGAUCUUAUGAAAUUUAUGUCAACUUUUGAUAUUAAAUCAUUAGAUCUUUUAGACAGAUCAUGCAUAAAAAGAGCACUUACUAUAUAUUUACUUCACUAUUACUCUAAUACUAUAAAAAAAAUGUCAAAUGAUGGAACCUAUGUAAGUUAUUUUAAAAAUAUAUUUGAAGGCUAUAGUUCUUUAACUUCCGAAUUUAUUAGGGUUAUUGCAGAUCGUCAUUACAUAAAUCUUUUGGAUACUAUUAUAGUUAAUAAAGAAAAAACUAAAAUUCGUAGUGCAAUUUUUCCUUUAAAAACUUUCAUUAAAGCAAGUAAAAAAGGAGAUUACUCAUUAGAAGAAAAUAAAGCUAAAAUGAAUUUUUCAGAUGCAAAUAACUUUAAAUUUAAAUUUUUAGAUAAUAAAAAAUUAGUAACUUCUGUUAAUGAAGCUAAAGCCAUACAAGACUUUAAUUUACUUGGUAUGUUAGGCGUUAAAGAUCUUUAUUACAAUUCUGAUAUAACAAGAUCAGUAGAAGGAGUUUUUUAUGUUUUUAAUAAAAAUAAAAGACUUGGACUAAGAAGACGUAGUGGAAAAUAUGAUAUAUAUAGUAAGGAAGGAAAUUCAAAAGUAUUUGGUAAUUGUAUAAAAGAUAAUCAUUUUUAUCAUGGAUCUGUAGAUGAUUUAGCAACUUUUUUUUUCUCAAAUAUGAAAAUGAAGAUGGUAAAAGGCCAUAAAAAAUUUCUGGAUGAUUUUGAACUUGCUUUAAAUAAAAAGACAUACAAAAUGCCUAAAUUGAAAGGGUUUAGAUUUAUCAAACAACUUUUUAGUAGAAAAAACUUCAAGAAUUUUAUAAAAUUGUAUGCUAACCAUGUAUCAACAGAAUUAGCUUUCUUAACACAGGAUUUUCAAAAUUUAUUUGACAUUACGUUACAAUGCCAAAUAAAAAACAUAAAUCGUGCAGGAACUAUAUAUUAUAUUUUGAAAUAUAGAAAUGCUUUGUAA
This is a messenger RNA of Plasmodium gallinaceum, 1182 nucleotides long. It is a transcript of the gene RAP2/3, whose product is annotated as rhoptry-associated protein 2/3, putative. The coding region runs from base 1 to 1182 and encodes 393 amino acids. Lineage: Eukaryota; Apicomplexa; Aconoidasida; Haemosporida; Plasmodiidae. The record is from RefSeq and is a predicted model, not a curated record. The transcript has a single exon.